UGAUGACUGGCGCGCUCAUAAUACGUGGAACUUGCAACAUGGCCACAUUUUUAUUCCCGAUCGAAACGCCGAACGGACAUGGCGGAUUCAGACUCUGAUGAUACCACUUGCCCCUCAAACAUCGAGAAAAACAACAACAUGGCCGGCACAGAGAACAUCUACCGGUUCGGCGUGCGGAUCUUCUUCCUGUGUGUGAUGUGGUACACCAGCAGCUUGCUUCAGAACGUCAUCAACAAACAUUUGUUCGGUCAGUUCCCGUACCCGACCACCGUGUCCAUGUGCCACAUGUUGGCCGUGGCUGUGCUCCUGGCGCCCGUACUCAGACUGUGGAAUGUGCCGCAGCCGGAUAUCGUAGAUAAGCGGAGUUUCUACCAGCUGAUCGUACCGCUGGCUUUCGGCAAAUUCUUCUCUUCCGUCUCGGCUGAAAUUAGUAUUUUGAAAGUAUCGAUAUCUUUCGCUCACACAGUGAAAGCCACAAUGCCCAUCUUCACAGUAUUGUUAUCAAGACUUAUAUUAAAAGAAAAACAGACAACUACAAUAUACCUAUCACUCAUUCCUAUCAUAUUCGGAGUGAUGGUAGCGACGUUAACAGAAGCCUCCUUUGACGUGUUAGGACUCACAAUGGCAGUUGUUGCCACCGUCACGUUUGCGCUACAAAACGUAUAUUCUAAAAAGGCGCUCAGGGAUAUCGGCAUUCAUCAUCUACGCCUUCUACUUAUCAUCAGUCAGCUGGCCUCUGUCAUGCUUCUACCCAUCUGGAUGGUCGUUGAUCUGAGGAGAAUACUCCGAGACAGAGAUAUGCAUCAUAAAGUCAACUGGGUCUGGACUCUGUCCCUCCUUUUAACCAGCGGGGCCUUCAACUUCCUACAGAACAUCUUUGCCUUCAGUAUUCUGCACCUCAUCUCCCCGCUCAGCUACUCCAUCGCCAACGCCACCAAGCGCAUCUUUGUCAUCAUGCUGUCACUGCUCAUGCUCCGUAACCCCGUGACCCUGAUCAAUGUCAUGGGCAUGAUGACAGCCAUCUUUGGCGUGCUGUGUUACAAUUUGGCAAAGUACCGUGACAACCUGGUCAAGCACAGGCCCUUCCUGCCCACGGUCCAGUCCGAUUUGUUGGAUGGUCGAAUCAUCGGUAAACCAGACAUGCUCAACGGUCGCCCACACUACAACGUAUGAUGUCUCCGACUGGUAUAAGAACCAAGCCCCAUAGCCAGUGUGCAAUGUAAGUUUCAGACACUCUGUGAGUUUCUGUACAGCCAUGACACAGUAAAAUAGGAAUAUAUUUAUAUAAAAAGGAUUACGUGUAAUGCUGUGUGAUGAAUUUUUGGAGUUGGGAUGGUGUUAUUCGUAUUUGACCAUUUAGCUUUCUCCACAGACUUCUGUAAGGCAUUAUUUUGUUAGAAAUACAAGCCCACCUAAAAAGGUAUAAUAUUCGGUUGAUACACGUGUAUAUCGGCCUGCGUUCGUAUUAAUGCCUGCGGCGUAGCUACGUGGGAGGUGGGGUAGAGGCGCCCCCCCCCCCCUGUAAAUUUGGCAACUGGAGAAAAGCACAUAAGCAUGAUUAGAGGGUUUAACUUUAAGUGCACAUUUUCACAAUUUUUAUUUUUUUUACACAAUCACUGUUUUUUUUUUUCGCGAUUGACUGUUCAUUCUAAUGUCCCGUGGAAAGUGAAUAGUGCCACCUUAUGUCUUACAAUGACAAUGAUUUCGGUAUUGAACAGCGAACCCAUGAAAAGAUGGUGUCCCCCCCCC
Patiria miniata (bat star) is the source of this 1749-nucleotide messenger RNA. RefSeq names its product solute carrier family 35 member E1-like. The coding region runs from base 79 to 1173 and encodes 364 amino acids. Gene Ontology annotation, cellular component: Golgi apparatus. The transcript is spliced from 6 exons. NCBI's taxonomy places the organism in Eukaryota, Metazoa, Echinodermata, Asteroidea, Valvatida, Asterinidae. Gene Ontology annotation, molecular function: antiporter activity. The record is from RefSeq and is a predicted model, not a curated record.